Molecule: messenger RNA, 7511 nt
Organism: Trichoplusia ni (cabbage looper)
Lineage: Eukaryota; Metazoa; Arthropoda; Insecta; Lepidoptera; Noctuidae
Exons: 28
Coding region: 73-7002 (2309 amino acids)
Molecular function (GO): serine-type endopeptidase activity; calcium ion binding
Source: RefSeq, a predicted model, not a curated record
AACUUCACUCCCACCUCGUUCUCCGAGCGGCCUUGCCGAGACGAAACCCUCCCAUACUUCCUCCCGAAACACAUGCGAUCAGAACGAUCCAAGCACAUGAAGAAGUCGAAGAGAUACGGAGACUCGUACAGGACAUUUGAGGAGAGUUUCAAAAGUGUAGAUAGUUAUAGAGAUGGGUAUUACUUCAGACCAAAAUAUCGUAGUUAUAGGGAUGAGCGGUCAGUGUAUAGGAGGAUCGCGAAGAGUUUGAGGCUGAGGCGGCGGUACCUGCCGGCGCGGGUGGUGAGCGGCCCGCUGGCCAGCCGGCCGGCCGUGCUGCUGCAGUGGUCGCUCAACGACGUGCACUUAGAUAGCGAUGGAACGAGUGUUGUUUUUAGGUUACGAUAUAGGAAGAUGACGAGUGCCACCAUAUACCAAGUGUUCUUUACUAAAAAUUUAAGAUUAGAUUGUGCAAUACGUCUUAGAAGUACCCGCGUGGGGCGCGUGCACUCGGGGCAGGUCCCGCGCACCCGCGGCUGCCGCGUGCUGGUGCCGCCGCCAGCGCCGCGCUCCGCGCUGCUCGUCGAGCUGCACAAGCUCAACGUGCCCUGCUCCGCCGGCUUCAUCCGCUUCGCACCCAACACGCCCACCCUCUGCGGGAAACUCGACCAAAUACCAGUUCCAAACAGGAAAUUCCUCUAUACGUCCACGUCAAAAAACCCAGCCAUAGAACUCCAUGGCCGACCCACGUUCGCCGCGAUAUACCGUCUAGUGGACCAUUGUCACGAUGUUCUGCUUAUGGCAAAGAACGGCUCGUUCGAAGUCGGUCCAACCACAAAACUAUCAUGCUCCUAUGAGAUCCACCUGCCUUACGGUAACCGCGUGGCUCUGCGACUGCAAAUGGGGACAGGACCAAUGAAUGCGAAAGAAAACGACGUCUCCAAUAUAAUACACGAAGAUAUCCAAGCCCUGUGCAGAGGGAUGGAAUUAAGUUUAGAAGAUGGGGAAUCGAAGUGGAAGCACUGUUCCCAACCUGGGGAUCCCUUACGAAGUGUUCAGAUAGUGUCAGAAGGGAAUGUAGUCCGUUUAAAUAUAAGUAUCACGGCGAAGAAGAAUACAUCAGCAAUGUGGCUGAAAGUGUGGUGGAUGGAUAAGGCUGUGGAGGAGAUCGUGGGUCACUGUGACUAUGGGUGGGUGUUGUCGGGAGACUUUUGCAUAUCAGCUGUGAGGGAGGCAAAGAAAGCGUGGAGGCAGGCUGAGGCGGAGUGCGUGAGGCUGGGAGGACAUCUUGCCAGCGUACUGAACGAGAGGCAGCAGCAGAUCAUGGACAAAAUGCUUAUUCAUGCUCCGGGAGCGGGUGUCGACGACGUGUACUGGAUCGGGGCGACUGACGCCGUCCACGAGGGAGAGUUCCGCUGGUCUGAUGGACUGCCUUUCUCAUAUGCACACUGGUUCCCCGGAUGGCGUAAGCACAGCGGCCAGCCUAAUGACGACGGCACCUCCGGCCAGGACUGCGUGGAGGCGAGGAGGGAGUUUCCCCCGCGCCCUCUGGCGGCUGCAGCCACCUUCAUGUGGAAUGACCGAGGAUGCAGGGAACACAACUAUUUCGUAUGUGAAAAGCCCAGCGUUGAAGAUCCCUACAUCGCCUCAAAGAUCCAGUGCAAUGAGACGAUCGUGUUGUCUCACUCGCACCCGCACGCCAUCGUGUCGAGCCCCGGCUUCCCUCGGCCGUACCCCGACGACGUGGAGUGUGUGACAGAGAUACGAGCGCCGCCUGCGCAUACACUCAGACUACAUUUUGAAGAACUGCUCACGGAACAUGAGCCACACUGCAGCUACGACUACUUGGAGAUCACGGAGGUGGGCGCGGAUAACAGCAGCGAGCAUGCGCACGCGCAGGAGUGGCAGCUGCACGACGCGCACGACGGCUUCAGCUCGGACACGGAGAUUUGGGAAGAAACCGAGACCCAGUUACCGGAGUCAGAUGCGAUCAGCGCGGGCUGGUCGCGCGACGCGCACGCGACGCACGCGCGGCGCCUGUGCGGCGACUGGAGCGGCAAGCUCAAGCUGCUGCGCUACCAGUCGCGCGGGAACGUGCUGCGCCUGCGCUUCCGAGCCGACCACUCCAGACACUUCGCCGGAUUCAGGGCGAAAGUUACUGUUACUGAUUCCCAGUCGUGUAUGGACUCAAAACAAGUGUUAUUCAGCGGGCACUGCUACCUUUUCUCCGGCUACCCCAAAGCGUCUUGGGCGACUGCCAAACAGGUAUGCGAAGGCCUGAGCAUGCAUUUAUCAUCUGUGCACUCAGCGGACGAAGAGCGCUUCAUAGUCUCAGGGAUCCGGCAAAGCAGCGACUACAGCGCUGGGUCUGUCUACUGGCUCGGAGCAAGGCAGGGGACGGAAGACGGGGAUAGCUUCAGCUGGAUCGAUGGAAGCGCUGUCGGGUACCAAGGCUGGCCGCCGUAUAAUGAUACCGAGGAUAUCGAAGAUGCCUGUUUGGGGGUUCAGUGGAAAUCAUCUCUAGUGCCAUCACAGCCCAGUGGACUGUAUUGGACGCUCCACAAGUGCGCCGUGACCGGUGGGUAUGUGUGCAAGCGAAGGCUGAACCCGGAACACAUCGUGAAGAACAGGACUGUUGAGGGCGCGUCAGGCGCCCUUACGAGCCCUAACCACCCGGGCAUGUACGACAACGACCUGGACUACUGGGUGCACGUGGUGGGCCCUCCUGACACGCGGCUGGUGUUUGUCUUCCAAACUGUAGAUCUUGAGUACCAGAAGGAUUGCCUUUAUGAUUUCGUUGAGCUUCGCGAUGUCUGGAAUAUGAAGUCGUCGAGGUACUGCGGUUCGGUCGGCGAAGCUCGAUGGGUUGCUUCCACUAACAGGGCGGUUCUGUACUUCCAUUCUGAUUACAACACUCAAGGUUCGGGGUUCUCUGUGCUGUGGCGCGCCGUGGAGCUGGUGGGCUGUCCCUCCCAGACGUUCACGUCGAAAGAGGGUGUCAUCAAAAGUCCGAACUACCCUCACUUUCUGCUACCCAACCUGGAUUGCACCAUCGAUAUCCUUGCUCCUACUGGUAAACGCGUGUUCUUGAACAUCAGUCACUUUGACUUCGGUUACGGGGUGUUCAAAAAAGGCGUUCCCAUCAACGUCACGGACUCCAUCCCUGAAGACACCUACAUCGAGGUCCAGAUCGACCUGCAGAGUCCACCAAUCAGGCCUUUUCUGGACGCCAACGUGUUAACCAAUGGCCUAUUUGUAUCGCAGUCUGAAAUCCUCAGACUUAGGAUCAAAACUGGCGAGAAUGUUACAGGGCAGGGGUUUAUAGCGCAUUUUAAGACUAUAAGCUACCUGAACGUGUCGCACGUGGUGGAGCUGGGCGGGGGGCGCGGCGGCGGGCGGCUGGCGGGCGCCAACUGGCCGGGGCGUGCGCCCGCGCGCGCCACACUACGCACCCGUGUGUUGGCGCCGCACGCGCACACGCUCACGCUGGCCUUUGCCGCGUCCGCGCUGCUAGCCGCGCGCCCGCAACCCUGGCCUUGUGGGGACGGCGUCGGGUGGAUACAGGUCAAAGACAGCUACACAGACAACAAUGGCACGGAAUGGACGCUGUGUGAGGUGGACAGGACCAAGAGGAAGCUGGAACCACGCGCGCCGCUCGUCAUCAACUCGUACUUACACUCUCUCAGUGUGACGCAGCACGCCGGAGAGCGAGGGGUUAACAUGGAUGUCACGCUUAUCGUCAACAAAGAUCCAGAAUACCACAGCAAAGUGUUACUGCUGCCGGAGGAGACUAACUUGGAGUCGUGCUAUCCAAACCCGUGCCUGCAUAGCGGAAGGUGUAUCACAGAAGAUUCCAGAAAUUUCUGCCAGUGUGCUGGAUAUUAUGCUGGUUUGUUCUGCCUGGUGACAGCGUGUGAGCGCUCCCCUUGUGUGUACGGCAACUGCUCGCUGGUGGUGAGCGAUGCAAGUGAGGCGGGCGAGGCGUUCAGCUGCGCAUGCGCGCGCGGCUGGCGCGGGCGGCGCUGCGCCGAGCGCGUGCGGCCCUGCGCCAGCAAGCCCUGCAACAACAGGGGCGCCUGCACCGAGCGCGACGGCGGCUUCUUGUGCCAGUGUAACCCCUCGUGGAAAGGGAAGCGGUGUGAAACCCCGAACCCGUCGCCCAACAUCAUCAGCCUGGGCCAACGCAUGCUGCAGGAGCCGUUCUGGCUCGGCCUCAUCACGGUGUUCGUGGUGCUCGGUAUGAUCGGGCUCGUGUGGUGCGCCAAGCGCCACUUCCCCGAGAAGAUCGAGAAGCUGCUCGCCGAGGAGGCCGACCGCUGCGCUAGACGAACACCAUCGCCCCGCAAAAAACGAAACAAUUCAACACCAACUAAGAAAAAUGCUGCGGAGAAAAAGCAAAUACUACAACAGCUAAUAAGUCCCGCUACAGCAAACGAUCACUCGAAAAAGAUCACCAUGGGUGAACUGAUACAGAUGUCUGAGAAACGGACGCUGAGUACCGUGGAGAGUGCUCCGGCGUUUGUCGACUACGGGAACGAGAAUAAGGAGACAUCGUUUGCAAGUGAAGCGUCAACACCUUCGACGUCACCAUCCAUGAGACACAUAUCUGACCCGAAGUUGGAGAAGAAAGUGACUUUCGCAAGACUUUUGAACAAAGUGUCUGCUGAAAUGAGUUCUAGUUCUGACGUUGAUAUGGUAAAUACGAUUACGAUACCGAUGGCGGUGAUAGCGGACCGAGGAAUGAGAGCAAAGGCAUCGAGCACUCCGCCUUCCCCUGGCGUGGAGGUGAGGUCGCCUCAUAGCACGUCUAGUAAUCAAGGCAGUGAUUCCAUGUCCAGUUUAGAUUUGACAUUGACAAAUGCUGCUUUAAAGAAAUAUUCCAGAACUCCAAAAAUCUCUAGCGCGGAUUCUAUCCUCGCAAUGUUCCGGAAUUUUUCGUCAUCAUCUGCCGCUAUUGUGUCCCGCGCCUCAUCGGGAGGUGUCUCCGUGUCCAGUACACCUUCAGCUUCAUCACCACAAGAUGACACGGUGGAUGCCGACGAUAUAUCCAUUGCUUCAUCGCACAUACCCUCGUUGGCACCAGAUUCACCAGUCACAAGACCUCAUAAUACAAUAGAGAUUCAGGUUUUAGACCCGCUAAGUGCUCACAAGUCUUCAUCGUCGGGAAGCAACUUACUCCACCCUCCCUCCAUACUCUUAGAAGUCCCAAGUGGCAUCAACAAGUGCUUGUCUCCUAUCCGCGAGCUACCCACGCCUUUACCUACCCCGCUCCCUACCCCAUUACCCACCCCCUUACCCUCCCCUCGCAUGCCCAGGGCUAGUAUGGAAAUGGACGGUAAAAGCGAAUCCACGGCAACUAUAGUAUCACCCAGUGAGGAUGAAUUAGACGAGAUAAAGUAUGAGACAAAGAUCGAAAGACCGAUUUUAGGAUUACGAUUGAAGCUGCGACAGCCACUAACAAGCACAGAUACGACGACGCCGACGCCCUCGACCCACGUGACGGACUCGCCCAGCCCCAGCUUCACGCACAGCCAGAGCUCGGAGCGCGAGCUGUCGCCGGCGUCGCCCGUGGCGCCCGCGCCGGGGCUGCGGGUACCCGUCCUCACCAUAGAGCGGCCCUCGCCCGGCUCCCCGCCUCCCCGCCGCACACCCCCACACCUAGAGUUCCAGCCACCUCCCCUCAUCACUGUCACCUACAACGCUAGUGAAGAGUCCGACGAACCGAUGUCCCCUAGACCACCCCCGCCCUCAGGCAACAUGUGCUACUUAAGCCCCUUCUCAAUGUCCGCACGCGGAGAGAGAGCACCUUCAGAAUCGAACCUAUCCUCGUCAGGGUACAGCUCCAUGGCGAGUCCUGGCCCCUCGCGAUGCGGCUCGAGCAAUCCAUUAUGCCCUUCGGAAAUGGAAGACCCGGGCUCCGGUGGCGGCCCGUCCUGCUUUCAGUCCAGGAGGCGCCCGCUCAUGAAGACAAACUCAAGCCCUGCUGCGUCCAACGACGACAGUAAGGAACGUAGGCGAGGACGAUCCGACUCCGAAACUUUAUCCGAUGACCCCUUGUUAGAAUCCAACGACGAAGGCAUAGGAACAGACGAGAGAGUAGACGACGUACCCACUAGUGCGAAGGAGAUGGAGCUAGUAGCGCUGAAAGAGACCUUGGACGUGCCGCAGACGACUCUAUGCUCACCCAGCGGAGUGACCAAAUGUUCCAUAGUCAAGUGUAUAAGUGUCGAGAGAGGGCUGGACGAAAAGGCCAGCCUACGGCCUCCCACAUUGUUAUCAGAAGAUUCUGACGGGUUGUACGACUUUCCGAGUUCGGAAUGCGUGAAGGGUGCGAUCAACAAGUCGGGUGCAAACAACCAGAAGAAGAGCGGCCGCAAGCGCGACCGGCGGACGACGCGGACCACAUCCCACGAGGUCACCGGCACUGCCAAGUCCACGCUGCCGCACAUGCCGCAUUCCAUGCAUAACUUGUUAGAGGUGCCGGGGUCCGGAUGUCGCGACGGCGCCACUCGGGGUCGCAAGGGAGGCCGGCGGAGGUCAAGGUCACAGGCGCCAGCGCCAGCUUCCUCAUCAUCAUCUGAGGACUCUGUCUCCAACGCCAGCGUUGCAUCCGUAGCCUCCGCGAGAGAACUAAGACUGCCUGACAUGGAAAUGCAGGACACUUCAUCCAAAAUAUCUUCGAGUUUGGAUUUGACGGAGGACUCGAGAAAACCGCAGAAAGUCAACAAGUUGCGGACAAUUAGUAAUCAGAUCAGAUUUCUUCGACGGCUAGAGCGCAGCUUGAAAAUGAAAGAAAGUUACCCAGCUGUUUCCGACGACGAAGGAGACGAGUCAUCGAGCGUCACCUCACCGCUACUCCAAGGAAGGAAGGACCUAAACCGACUGCCGAGCCACGCGAUAUCAGCUCCUCUACUUAGUGCAAUAAGACCUAAAAUAACUAGACAAAGACGAUACGAUAGGUCGUUAAUAAGUGAAGACACAAGGACUUUAAACACUGCCGCGGGACAAGAUAAUUCCGAUUAAAUUUACAAUAGUGCCAUUUUGAAACGCCCUUUAACAUAUGUUCAUUAUAAAGAUUGGAUCCUACAAGUAAAGUCGCCGAGUGCGUUGUAAUGUUGCAGUAAACUAUCAAAUUUGGACUUUACAAAUAGUUCCCAUGUUAUCAAGUAUAAAAUUGACAUGAGUAUACAAGAUUCUAAUCUAAUGUGAUAUAUUAAACUAAGCGACACGAACAGUAGUAUGUUAUUGUUUUAUAAUUAGGUAUAAAGUCUAGAUUAUCGAACGUUUUCAUUUCCUUCAGUUCACUUUUGAUGUCUCAAACUAUGCGUAAAGAUAGCUUCAUGUUGUAAAUAAUUUCUCGAUAGCAAUAACUUAUUUGUAGAAGGUUUUGUAGGAAGAAAUAUUUUACCGUAAGUAAUACUAGUUACGUAUUAACGUAGGACACGAAAUCAUCGCUAUUAUUUCUACAUUAAUCAUACACAAAUAGCGUUUUCUUUGAUAUCUAGUAUAUUAUUAUGUAUAUUAUAAAUUCA